Onychostoma macrolepis is the source of this 2748-nucleotide messenger RNA. RefSeq lists its product as uncharacterized. The transcript is spliced from 3 exons. The record is from RefSeq and is a predicted model, not a curated record. Lineage: Eukaryota; Metazoa; Chordata; Actinopteri; Cypriniformes; Cyprinidae. The coding region runs from base 2183 to 2683 and encodes 166 amino acids.
CUUUUUGUUGUGCGAUAUAUUGCACCAAAAUUAAUUGCGAUAAACUAUAUUAUUGUCAUUUUAAGACAAUUUUAUUUCACUGAUUAUAUAAUUACAAUAUGACAAUAUAAUAGCAUAAUAAUGCAAGUACACUCUUUCAAAGAACAAAGAACAUUUUAUUCUUAAGAAUAUUUAGACAUUGGAACCGGAAUGUGAAAAAAAAAUAUGCUAAAUAAAUAAAACAAACACCGGCUCAUUCACGUUAACUGGCUCUCCUCUCUCAUUCGGCUUAAAGCCAAAAUGUUCCCACAAUGGAGCUUAAGAUUGCGGCUUUGAAACCAAGUCCAUUGGGAUUUGUUCUUCCUAACUGGCUGUAGAUGUCACGAAACACUUUACAACGCAGUGGCCUUCUCUUCACCUGUCGCUGUCCGCUCUGUGUGCGUGUGUGUGGGGGAGACGCUGCCGCCCCGCCUCCGCCACAGAGAGCAGACGAGAUGACAGAGGCAGCGCGAUCGACUAAAAUGUUGGUGAUAUUCAUUUUUAUGUAAAAAAAAAUUAUAUAAUCAUUAUUUUUAAUUAUAAAAAAAUGAUCCGUCGCAAUAUAUCGCGGCACCAAAAAUGAUCGCGCUCAUUUCCAUAUAUCGUGCGAUAAGUCGAUAUAUCGACUAUCGCGACAGGCCUAUAUAUAUAUAUAUAGCAAAUUGUAUAAAGAGCGUUUUUUUACAACUUAAGCCUGGAAUACACUACGCAAUUUUUGCCCAAAUUUCCCCCGAUUUUACAGUCUGAACAAGUUGAUGCUAGUUGAGGAAAGUCGGAACCAAUCUGCAGAUUACAGCUGACAGAUUCCACAGAAAAUCGUGUAGUGUAUGAUGGUCACAGACUCCGAUUUUUUAGCUCCAGACUUUGAUUCUAUCCAGUCGGAGGAUAUCAAACAUGUUUGAUAUUUUCAGCCGAUUUUAGAACAGGUAUGUUUUCAUUUGUCAUCCGUCUCCUAGCAGCAAGGCGCAUGUUUCUGCAUGAGUUUGUUGUGAUCGGAAAAACUAUAACUAUAACAACUAAGUCUGGUAGUGUAUGAUCUUCAGUCGUGUAGUGCAUGAUGCCCAGUUUUUCUUUGUCACUAUUUACAAAGUUGGUAAGUGUAUGAUGCCUAGUGUUUUAAAAAUCUGUUCAGAUUUUAAAAGUCGUGUAGUGUAUUCCAGCCUUAAGCUGCAUUAACAUGUGAAAAUACAUCUAAAUUCCAUAAACUUCUGCAAAGAUGAAUUUUCUUGAUACUGAUUUCAUUUGUUUAGUAACAGCCUAAAUGUAGGCUAUUAUUAUUAUAAUUGAUUGAUUAAAUGUAAGAAUUUGACUCAAAAGAUGAUGCACACUUUAAAAAAAAAAUGGCUUUAUAAAGGUAAAAAUGGCCAUAUAAGGUUAAAAUCAUUUUAAACUUAUUGGAAAAGAUUAAUUUCUAUCACUGCUGUGAACUGAGCACACAGAAUAUGAAGAAUAUCAAAAACUUUAGGAGUCAGCUGUCCACGGUAGUCCUUAAGAUAUCAGCACAAUAACACUAUCGUCUAAUUAUCUUUAUCGUUAAAAUCCCCCAAAAUAUUGAGAUAUGUUUUUUUUAAAUAUCGCACACCCUUAGUACUGACACAAAAUUAUUUGCAAGGGUCGCUUUGUCACUUCCAGUGUAGACAGCCUCAAGCUGUUGGUGUAUUUAUUUUUAUUUUUUGGCUAGUAGAAGUUAUGAAUGGCCGGUAACUUAAAAAUUUUGUUUUCUCGCAAAAUAUGCUGUAUUGUUUAAUCUUAUUAAAAAUUAUAACUAUAAAGAUUGGAGUAUUAAAAUAGAUUUGACUUUAAUUACCAAAUAAAAAGCUAUAAAUAAAACUUUUAAAAGCAGCUCAUGUCACAUGACCAUUCUGCCCUAUAUACGACAGCUUGUAAGCUGAACAGACAAUAAAUUCACUGUUGGUGUCAGUUAAAGUGAUCCCACCCUUAGUGGGAAAGCAGUGAGAGAAAGGCCACGUGAAGUUGUGCUUGAGAGUAAAGAGAAAGUGAAAGUUACAUGGCACUGUGGUAUUCCCCUUCAUUCCAGUAAACACAGCUUCUAAGAACAGAAGUGUACGAUGUGCUUAUGAUCUGCCUGUGAGGAAGUGGCUUGCAAUUGCUUGCUUAAAGUUUCUCAGUCGAUUUGUGGAUGUGGAACAGGAGAAUUUAAACCAUGAGCAGUCCAAAGUGUCCCAGUUGUCAGCAAUCUGAUAUCAGAAAGCUGGAUGGACAGCGUGCAGUCUGCAGAUCUUGUUCUAAAGCAAAGAGAGCCGUGUUUCAGUUCUGCUGGGCGUGUCAGAGGGAAUGGCCACGCAGUGCUUUAACCACCAACUCCUGCAUGCUGCCAAAAUGUGCGUUCCAUGCUGCCCUCCUCAGCGUCAAACAGAUCUGUGACCCACAAAGCUCAGUGAAUGGAUGCCCAUACUUUAGGGCCUGUCCGGGAUGCCAGGCCCUGUUAACACACAAUGGUGAGGGCUGCCCUAAUAUCGUUUGUCCCCACUGCUAUAAGGAGUUCUGCUUUCGCUGCCUGCGUUCACAAUGCUACGACAAUGAAUACGAUGAUAAUGGCUAUGAUGAUACUGAUGAAUACUAUGAGAGUGAUGAUGAUGAUACUGAGACAGAGUCCUGUGUGAUAGUGGAUAAUGCUGAGAUCCUUAAACAUCUGGGACUCUAGUGAAUGAGGAUAAACUAUUAAAAAUAAAAUGUAAUUUUCACAAGAGAAUAAAUGUUUUUCAAAAA